This is a messenger RNA of Pantherophis guttatus, 6097 nucleotides long. The record is from RefSeq and is a predicted model, not a curated record. NCBI's taxonomy places the organism in Eukaryota, Metazoa, Chordata, Lepidosauria, Squamata, Colubridae.
UUAUGGUAGCAUUUUAACUUUGAUCUCUGCAAUAUUUACAGAACUGUAGCUCUUGUUCCUGGUAAAUUAGAUACCAUAUGACUUGCAAUGCAGAAUCUAAAUAUAGCCACUAGUACUUUGCAUUUCAGUCACUGAGAAAAAAAUCAUAAGGAAAUGUUAGCAGUUGUAUUUUUUUCUCCAACUAACCUGUAAGAUUUUUUCCUUAAAUUUAAAGAGCUAGACUGAAUUGGAACUUGAUUCUCUUUCCAUUACUAUACAGUGCAUGCCAUGCUGUGAAAACUUGAUAAAGUCAAGUACGGUACUGAAAGGUUUUCAUAUAUAAAAUCACAUCUCUGUUACUUCUAGGGUACUUAUAAUUCUGCCACCAAUCAUUAAACUACAAGAAUUGAUUACAUAACUGACAAAAUCUGUCUCUUCUUGGACUUUGGCUUAGAAAUUUAGAAAUCAUGAUUGUUUUGGCGUCUUAUGUAUGGUGUUUUAAAAUGUUAAGAGUACAGUUUUAUAUUCGUGUCCUUUCCAAUAGCCUGUAGAAAUUAAAUGGAGAAAGGGGGAAUGCAGGAUAAACCAUUCCUCUAAGAAGUAACUUACAGUAUUUUCAAAUUAAUUAUAUGAACAUUUUACAAUUCCCUUUUCUUUGCAAAUGCAAUCAUAACAGGGUACUUAUUGCAAGGUAGAUUAAAAUCCAAUAUAAAAUAUGGGAGAUAACCUUUAGUUCUAAUAAAUAGGAAAAGGAGACCCACAGGGAGUACUUUUGAAGUGAGAUGUUAAGUAGUCUAUAUUUGCUCUUAGUAUAGCUAUAAUAGAGUCCAGUAUAAUGGACACAGAGGCUUAGUUCAGUGUAGAGUUUUGGAUUCAUUCUAUUGAGAGAAUGAAUGUCAUGGCUUUGCAAUAAUGUCAUAUGCCACAAUUUUUUAAGAAGCACAGCAUGUACAUUUAAAGGGAGGAAUGGGAGGAAACAAAGUUAGCAAGGAUGUGAAUCAAUAUGUCUUGCACGGGAAAAUGAAAACUAAUACUAAGAACGUUUUUGACUGCAGUAUUCUGCUUUUAACAAAAUUAAUAGUACCAGUACAAGCUCAGAAUGCCUUAGGGAUACUAAUCAGGCACUUUAUAUGCUUGGUACACUUUCCCCAAUGCUGCAGCUCUUAAAGCUAAUUUGGCAGCAAAACAAAUUGGCACAAAAGUGUAAUGAAUUCUCUGCAGAGGAUGGAUGAAGGAAGUUGUAAAUAGCAACCAUACAUCUUGGGGUCUGUUGCUCACACAAUAAUUUGUUGCGAGAUAUGUGGCUUAUAUUUCAUUUUCUGUCAUAAAUAGUAUAGUGUUCCUUUUACCAUAACCUGUGGUAGAAUACUAUGUACACAUCUACAUCUAAUUUAAAUCAGAAGAGUUUAUUUACUGCAGGGAAUGAACACUGGAAAGCUCAUAUGUAUUUCUGGAUUUCUCUUCAGUUGUUUACCAAUAUGUUUUGAACCCAUGCAUUGAAUUGUUUAGUUUGCGCAAUAGAGCAAGAGCUGAAAGACACACCAGUAUUUUGAUAUGGUAAAAGAAAUAGGGCCCAUUUCCCACUGGCUACAGCACUAUAUUAAGUGAAUUCCAUUAAUUGACUUGCAGUUAAGGGAACUUGCAGCUCAGUUCUAAUAUUUCAUUCAUAUUUAGGUUUACAACUUGAAAGCAUUUCCAUGUGUGGAUAAAUGGGGGGGGGAUACCAUUACCAUUUUUUCCUAUUCAGAGAAUGAUUCACCAGAUGUGUACCAAGGGAUGAGAUUUAGAUUUAGUAAGAACUAAACAACCCAUGGCCCAUUAGGUCAUUGUUUCUUUCUUCCUUCCCUAAACAAAGAAACAGAAUGAUUGCGCAAAAAAGCAGUGGGAGCAGGAGCAACUUCCAAUUUCCCACCAGCUUCCUCAUUGAGUUUCCUUGUGGGGAUCUGGCAGGGAGCAUCAGAAAUCCAUCCUUCCUUCCCCCCUUCCUUCCUCUCCCCUUCCCUUUUUAGCAGGCAAAUAAGUAGCUGCUGCUAGAUGGAGCAAGGAUUGAAGGAUUGCAAAACUGGCUGGGAAAUGGAAUAAUGAAAAUGAAAUGAUGUGAGCACAGCACCAGGUCAGCAGCACAGCAGCAGUUAGUAGCACUGAAGCAGGGCAACAAUGUUUGAAGCAAGUACCUCAAAUAUUCUCAAAUUUUAUUCCCUAGGGAGUCACAGGUCCCAGAUUUUAAAUAUAUUAUGUAAAUUAACCCUUUGGAGGUAUUUGGUUCAAACAUUGUUGUCCUAUGAUGCACUGUUUCACCCAGUUAAAGGUAGUGACAAUGGGAGCUUUCAUAGUAUAGGUGGUCCUUAUGACAGCUCACUUAGUGACAGUUCAAAAUUAUGACAACCCCCCCAAAGUACUUACAACCCAGUCCCUAAGUUAUGUAUGUUGCAGCACCAAGGAUUGUAUUUGCCCUUACAACUGACCACAGAGACACUGCAACAUACCCCUUGCCUAUUGACCCCCCCAUCCUGUCCCACCAGUCUCCACAGUCUGCUUUGCUAGCCCACUGGGUUCCACGUGCUCCUCCCUAACCUGGUACCGGUCCCUCACUUUCAAAGAUCUCUAGAGCUCCAGAACAGACUGGGCCACGUGACAAAAAAGCAGCUGUCUUUUUCUCAAAUGCUGGCCACCAUGGAGAUGGAUAGAGAGCUUGGUGCACCAGCAAACCUACACUUGCCGGGGACACUCUGGGGAAGAUCAGUUGGGCAGGGAAGCACCUACAGGCUGUAGGAGUUACCCAGAGUAAGAGGAUUUUUCUGGCAAUACUGGCAGCUAUGGGGGCACCCGUCCAUCAGAUCAGAGAGUACGCCCAAGGCUCUGGUACCCAAGACACAGUAGGAGGUGAGUGAGAACAGACAGCACAGAGCUCCCAGGCAUGGUGCUUAGCAACUGCACUCACCUGGCUCAUUGUGAGGUGCUCAGCCAUCCCCAGUGACAGUGCCGCUGCUCGGGCUCACUCUCCUGCUACAGCUACCCAUCCGCCUUGCAGUCCUGCCUCCUCCAGUCAAAUCUAGCAUGAAAAAUGCCGUGCAUCGAUUGCUGCCUCCACCUUUGCACCACAAUCCCCGAAGCAGUUCAUUCAAACUGCCCAGCAGUGCGCAAGAUGGUGCCUACGCACCACCCAGGCUGGGACCAGACAAGGUCUUCAGAGAUGCAAUAAAUUUUAUGUUCUUAUAGACGAUUCCGUCUUCUGAACAAACAUGAGUGUGUGUAAGAACACAAGAUUUAAGGAAAACCAGCAUUUGGGGGGGGGAAAAGGCCUUUUCUGCCAUGUGGCCCAGCCUGUUCUGGAGCUAUGGAGCUCUUUGAAAGGCUCUUGGGCAGAUCGCUCACCCCUGCAUGAAGCAGCAAGCCAAGGGCGCCUUCUUUCUCUCAAAACAUUAAUUGCACAGGGAUACAAUGUAGAUGCUUUAACCAUUGAUCAAGUCACACCAUUGCACGAGGCAUGCCUUGGAGAUCAUGUAGGAUGUGCUCGGAUACUUCUUGAAGCAGGAGCAAAUGUGAAUGCCACAACUAUUGAUGGGAUAACACCCUUAUUUAAUGCCUGCUCAAGAGGGAGUGCAUCUUGUGUACAACUUCUAUUGGAAUAUGGUGCAAAAAUUCAAUGGGAGACAUGUUUUCCUUCGCCAACUCAUGAAGCAGCCAGCAGAGGUCACAGCGAUUGUCUAGAAUUGCUGAUUUCUUGGGGCAUAGAAGUUGAUCUAGAUGUUCCUCAUCUAGGAACACCUCUAUAUGUGGCUUGCUUUUCACAGCAGAAACAAUGUGUUCACAAACUUCUGCAUUCAGGGGCAAAUGUUCAAAAAGGAAAGUUUUUGGAAACUCCAUUGCAUGCAGCUGCAAGGCUACCUAAUACUGAAAUAGUAAACAUACUUCUUGAGUUUGGAGCAGAUAUAAAUGCCAAAAAUUCAGAGUUUGAACGACCCGUAGAUGUUGCUGUUUCAAGCAGCUUGGUGGAAAAAAUACUACUAUUACAUGAAGUUACUCCAUGUUCUCUUUGCCAGCUGUGCCGACUACGAAUCCGAAAUUAUAUAGGAAAAUCUAGAUUGCAUCUUGUACCACAACUUCAACUGCCAAACAUCUUGAAAAAUUUCUUACAGUACCAAUAAAACAGUGAAUCGUAUUUCAGAACUUAAAGAAAUAUUCUACAACAUGUUACACAUGAAAAUUAUAUGAUAGGGAGAAACUUAAACAAGCUUGCCUGCACAUUAAAAUCAUGCCAAACAAAAUUUCUUGAAGUACUACUAAAGUGAAAUAUAAAUGUGGUCAUAUUUUACAGAGCUAUACAAAUCCUUUGAAAAAAGUAUUCUGGAAUGCAAGGUAAUAUGUGUGAAGGCCUUUUUUUUUAAUGAUUAAAGCAACCAAAUAUUUAAGAAACUGCUCCCAACCAUUUCCACCAGGAGUUUGAUUCUAAGUGGCUCAAGGUUGACUCAGCCUUCCAUCCUUCCUAGGUCAGUAAAAUGAGGACCCAGAUUGUUGGGGACAAUAUGCUGACUCUGUAAAACUUUUUAGAGGGGGCUGCAAAUCACUGUGAAGUGGUAUAUAUGUGCUAUUACUAUUUCCUGUAUAUUGCACUGCAAAUUGUAAAUUCUUUUUGAAUCUCUUCUUUCUUUCUUUCUUAAAAGUAUUGGAAUGGCAGUGGAGUGAAAGAGAAAUAAAUUAAGGUUUCCAAUCUUUUCCAUAUUUCUUCUCUGUAUAAAUUCCCCAACUUGUGAUCCCAAGGUCACGAGGAGCUUUCCAAGGUUUGGAUGCAGUUCCAGACCAAUUUUUGUCUUAAACAGCAAAUGAAACGGGAGGCUAUUAAGCACAAUAAGAUUGGGAGAUGAUUAUACUAAUUUCAUUUAAUAAUUUAAUUGCAAUUAUAUAUACAGGUAAUCCUUGAUGUACAGCUGUAACAGAGCCUGCCCAUUACACUCCCAAGUGGUGAUGGCCAUUAAGUGAGGUGGCCUUGCUUAACAACCCUCAUCCCCUGCCCUCCCCGAUGUGGCCAUUAAAUCAACACCUGGGUUGUUAAGCAGAGGUGGGGGAGACCUUUGGAGGCCUAGCAUAUGGCCAGGCCUGCCUGCCCUAGGCCUCCCAAAGCCUCCCCACCCCACCCUCAAGACAUCUUGUGGUCUGCUUGCUGUCCCCUGAAGAUCUCCAUGUUUCUCAUAUUGAGGAAAGAGGGUGGACCAUGCAUCCCGGAAGUGGCCAUCAAUUUCUCCACUGCUUUCACAAAGCCAUGGGCAAGGGACAAACUACUCCAUUUUGUUUCUUAAUGUGAUUGCACAGCCUGACAUCUGGAGAUUUUCAAAAGCUAAGUGUGCAAUGGGUGAUGGGUGUGUGAAGAAUAGGCGCAAGGCCCUUGUGGUCCCAGUGGGGUGGGAUGGGGGGGGAAGAGUCAGGGAUGGGCACUGCAAUAUCCCUGAGGCUGAGCGUAAGGGUGAAUGACCAUAGGGGCUGCAGUGGCCAUAACUUCUAAACAGGGUCAUAACUUUUGGUGGAGGGGGUCUGUCAUAACUUUGAACAGCCAUUAAGUAACAUUCAUAUCUAGAAGGCUACCUUUAAAUUUAAAAUCAGAUAAUUCAGUUUUUGUCCUAGGUGUGCCCAUUUUCUGCUAUAUGCCCCAACAUUUGGCCUAAUAAAGAUCAUUAUUCUCUGUAAGAAUUAGUUUAGUUGAAAAAGAUUCACUUACUUCAUUUGUAAAGAAAUAAUACACAGCUCUUAGUAGCAGGUUGUCUAUUUAAAUACCGCUGUUCCCAUAGAAGCUACUUUCUUCUGUGUUCCUACUGCAGUUGAAAGAAUGAGAUAUUAACUGCUUUUUAGUGGAUUUUUGGUCUUUUAAGAGCUAGAAUGGAAUGAUCCUACAAUGUAUUCCUUUAAAAUUUCAUGAAAUGCUAUGUAAGUAAUAAUGUGGGAAGUAGGGGAGAAUGUCUAGAACUUGUAAAUUUUGCAUAAAAAUAUAUUGUUUAGUUUAAUUAUUGUUUGAUAUAUUCUGAGUAAAGAUGAAUGCCUGUCUAUGUAUUAAGUACAUUUUCUUUUUUUCUUUCUCUAAAACUGAUAUACAUAUAUAAAACUUGAAAGAUGGUUAAACAAAUAA